CACAUUUCCACAGCUCCUAUAUAGAGUCAGCAGGAUGGGACAAAGCCAAUCUCUAGAAUUCGGACUUAUCCCUUACCCUCCACAUGCAGCCGUGUAUAUGGUUGAGCAUCAGCCUGAGAUUGUCAUUGAUAAUUCUCUGGUGCAGUUUUCAGGGUUAGACUCCACCAACGUGCUGCAGGGCUACAUGUCCUCUGUUGAUGCCAAUCAGCUGUCUGGCUAUACAGAGAGGCUGGGCUCUGCAUUGGGAGGUUUGGAAUCGGUUCCCAAUGCGGUAGGACUUGGGGCCCUGGUCAUCUCCAUGAUACUGGAGCUCUUUGUGGGCAAGAAAGAUGAGAUGAGCACCAGAGACAUCCUGCGCAGGGUAUUUGCUGAAGAGAAAGCCUCAGAGAUCCGAGACCUGAUGGAUGAAUAUAUGAGACGUCUGGAGAUCAACCUGAGGAAUACGCAGCUUCAGUUGGAGGACACGAGAAGAAUAGAGGCCAUGCUGAGCCCCCAACUCACACGAGCAAAGAACUCCAUGCUGAAAGAUGGUCACAUGUCAACCAGAGCCCUCAGUCACUGGGUGAACGGAGCUGCCUUCCAUACCCAGAUGUUGAUCCACCAGGCUCGUCUGGAAGCGGGUGAUGGCGCCAGAGCCACCGCAGCUGUGGAUCUGUACCAGAAAGAUCUCAGCCUACUGACCGACAACUACAGGACCCAUGUGCCUGACUUUUCCAGACAGGUGGAAACUGACGGGCAAGACAUUUCUAAUGUGAAAUGUAACUUGGAGUUGGAAGGGCCAAAGCAAUACUUUUUGAGUGUUAAGAGAGACAUUCCAGCCCUAAUAAGACAACAUAACACUUUUAAUGUCAUGGUCAGUUCAUGAAAUACUCGUGCUGAAAUCUUCCACCAGAUGUUCAAACUGUGGCUUUUGUUGUUCUACUCAAAAAACCCUCACAUUAAAGUUUUAUUUUCUACGAAAUAAAUGAAAUAAAUCAUUUUCUAGUGUUUAUUGCCUGU
Messenger RNA from Scomber japonicus (chub mackerel), 999 nucleotides. RefSeq lists its product as uncharacterized. The transcript has 2 exons. The coding region runs from base 35 to 865 and encodes 276 amino acids. NCBI's taxonomy places the organism in Eukaryota, Metazoa, Chordata, Actinopteri, Scombriformes, Scombridae. The record is from RefSeq and is a predicted model, not a curated record.